AUGGCCCUCACCAACGCAACCGCCAUAAAUGCCACAAUGCGCGCCGUCGUCUGGCAAGGAAACCCCUACAACGUCGGCGUCGUCGACCUCCCCAGGCCCACCAUUAUCAACCAAACCGAUGCCAUCGUUCAGAUAUCGAGAGCAGCGAUCUGUGGCUCUGACCUGCACAUUUACCGAGGGACGAACGAGGGGAUGCCGGCUCCGUUCGGCCUCGGCCAUGAGGGUGUUGGGUAUGUGUCUGAGGUCGGGGCUGGGGUUAGCUCGCUUAGCGUUGGAGAUCCGGUUAUUGUUCCGUUUACGGUUGAUGAGGGACAUUUGCAUACUGGUCUUACGACGCAGAUGUAUGGUGGGUAUGGGAAUGGGGGUGAUUUGGGUGGGACGCAGGCCGAGUACUUGCGGGUCCCAUUCGCAGACAAUGGUCUGAUCCCAAUCCCUUCUCUCGAGUACAUCAACACAACUACAAACGAAUCUGUCUCCCUGAUCAACGACUAUGUCAUGCUCUCUGAUAUCUUUGCCACCGGCUGGGCCUCUCUCGACUAUUCCGGCUUCCAAGCCGGCGACACCGUGGCGGUCUUUGGUGCCGGUCCCGUUGGCCUGAUGGCCGCAUACUCAGCUAUCUUGCGAGGCGCGUCGAACGUAUACAGUGUCGACUAUGUCCCCGAGCGCCUGCAACUCGCUGAAUCCAUUGGCGCAAUCCCCAUAAACUUCCGAGACGCCGAACCUGUGCAGCAAAUCCUAGCACUCGAGCCGAACGGCGUCGCCCGCAGCGUCGACGCAGUCGGAUACGAGCAAGUCAACCGGAACCUGACAGUUCAAUCGGAUGUAAUUAUCCGGAACAUGCUGGCUGUGACGUCUACCGGUGGCGGCUUGGGUACUGUGGGUGUUUAUAACCGGGAAUCUAACAGUACGGCAACUGCUCCUCGUGCUUCCACUGUGAAUACUCAUGUGGAUUUUUCUCUUGCUGAUUUCUUUUUUGGGGAAUUCACUUGGGGCGCUGGGCCUUCGAAUCCGAUUGAUCUUGCUCCGGAACUUGUUCGGCUUGUUGCGUCGGGGAAGGCGAGGCCAGGUUUUAUCGUCAGCGAUGUCAUUAAUAUAGAAGACGCGCCGGAUGCAUAUGCUAGGUUUGAGAGACAUGAUGCUACCAAGGUGGUGAUAGCGUUUGAUUAG
Messenger RNA from Aspergillus chevalieri, 1167 nucleotides. RefSeq names its product glutathione-independent formaldehyde dehydrogenase. The transcript has 2 exons. Lineage: Eukaryota; Fungi; Ascomycota; Eurotiomycetes; Eurotiales; Aspergillaceae. Gene Ontology annotation, molecular function: zinc ion binding; oxidoreductase activity. The record is from RefSeq and is a predicted model, not a curated record. Bases 1 to 1167 code for a protein of 388 amino acids.